GCCGAGCCCACAACAGUCGGAACUCGCCGCCCAGCCGCCAGCAGCUUGCACCCCGCACCCGCACACAAGCCCCGUACAGCCAUGUUUCAGCCAGCCGGGCACGGCCAGGACUGGGCCAUGGAGGGCCCGCGGGACGGCCUCAAGAAGGAGCGGUUGGUAGACGACCGCCACGACAGCGGCCUGGACUCCAUGAAGGACGAGGAGUACGAGCAGAUGGUGAAGGAGCUGCGGGAGAUCCGCCUGCAGCCGCAGGAGGCGCCGCUCGCCGCCGAGCCCUGGAAGCAGCAGCUCACGGAGGACGGAGACUCGUUCCUGCACUUGGCAAUCAUCCAUGAAGAGAAGACUCUGACCAUGGAAGUGAUUCGUCAGGUGAAGGGAGACCUGGCCUUUCUCAACUUCCAGAACAACCUGCAGCAGACUCCACUCCACUUGGCUGUGAUCACCAACCAGCCAGGAAUUGCUCAGGCACUUCUGGAAGCUGGCUGUGAUCCUGAGCUCCGAGACUUUCGAGGAAAUACCCCUCUGCAUCUUGCCUGUGAGCAGGGCUGCCUGGCCAGCGUGGGAGUCCUCACACAGACCUGCACGCCCCAGCAUCUCAGCUCCAUCCUGCAGGCCGCCAACUACAAUGGCCACACGUGUUUGCACCUCGCCUCUAUCCAUGGCUACCUAGGCAUUGUGGAGCAUUUAGUGUCGUUGGGUGCUGACGUCAAUGCUCAGGAACCCUGCAAUGGCCGGACGGCCCUCCAUCUUGCUGUGGACCUGCAGAACCCUGACCUGGUUUCGCUGUUGUUAAAGUGUGGGGCUGAUGUCAACAGAGUCACUUACCAGGGCUACUCCCCCUACCAGCUUACGUGGGGCCGCCCAAGUACCCGGAUACAGCAGCAGCUGGGCAAGCUGACCCUGGAAAAUCUUCAGAGGCUGCCAGAGAGCGAGGAUGAGGAGAGCUACGACACAGAGUCAGAGUUCACGGAGGACGAGCUGCCCUAUGAUGACUGCGUAUUUGGAGGCCAACGUCUGACAUUAUGAGUGGAAAGUGUCAAAAAGAACACGGACUUGUAUAUUUGUACAAAACAAGAGUUUUAUUUUUCUAAAAAAAAAAAAGAAAAGAAAAUUAAAAAAAAAAAAAGAAA
Molecule: messenger RNA, 1130 nt
Organism: Acomys russatus (golden spiny mouse)
Lineage: Eukaryota; Metazoa; Chordata; Mammalia; Rodentia; Muridae
Gene: Nfkbia
Product: NFKB inhibitor alpha
Exons: 6
Coding region: 82-1026 (314 amino acids)
Molecular function (GO): protein binding
Source: RefSeq, a predicted model, not a curated record